AUGGCCUCAUUACGACACCGGCGGGAGGACAGGACGGAUUCGUGUCCAUCGACGGGAGGAAAACCUACUUCGACCUCAUUCCUACGGCCACUCAGGCUCAGGGACUCACGCAGCAAACCAUCGGCACGGGCGUCGGCGUCGUCGUGCCCGAGGAGGACCUCCCUCCGACGGGCAACGACAGUCCCUUCCUGCGCCCGACGGCCCCCCUCGCACGCCCGUCGGGGACGCCCAACAGACCGCCCCCGUCGACCACGCCCACCGCACCGACGCGCCCCAAACCUGCUCCUCCCAGGAAGGCCUAUACGCGUAGGCCUACUCAGCCACCCAUCAGAAUCGACACGUGCAUCGUGGGCGACGACAGCACCUGCCAGGAACAGCUGAGCGAGGUGUGCAGGACGGAGGACGGCGUCUCCAGCUGUUACUGCCGGGGCACUGACAGGAAGAGGCCGCGAACACCGUGCAAGAGAAUGGUGUCCCUGAAGAUGGCGCUGAAGGUGGACCUCGUGGGGCAGCAGAGGAUCGUGUGGGGCGGCAGGUACAACGACCCCGAGUCCGAAGAGUACAGGAGGCUCGAGUGGGAGGCCACGCACGCGAUCGACAGCGCCCUCAGCAAGACCCAGAUGUCGUCCGCCUACCUGAGCAACACCGUGCACAAGUUCUACUCCCUGGGCGGCAAGGUGAUCGUCAACGCCACCGUCAACCUGGAGAGCACGCCCGCCACCCGCGCCCGCACCAUCCGGCAGGCGCUGCAGCGGCAGGUGAUCCAGGUGAUCCAGAGCCACGGGAACAAGAUCGGGGAGUCGGCGCUGUGGGUGGACGGGCCGCUCAACCCCGUGCCGGAGGUGGCCGACAUUAAUGAAUGCAAUGAUCCCAAACUCCACGACUGCCACAGCGAUGCCACCUGCGUUAAUGAGUUUGGCUCCUUCACCUGCCGAUGCCUACCUGGCUAUACGGACAGAUACGUGGACGACCCGAUGGAGGUGGGGAGGCACUGCGAGUCCUGCUCCUCCGACUUCUGCAACAAGCGAGGGGAAUGCCGCAUCGAGGACGGGGAGAAAGUCUGCCAGUGCAAGGGCUCCUACUACGGCGCCCGCUGCGAGAUCGACGGCGAGGUGCUCGGGGUGGCCGUCGGGGCGUCAGUGGCGGCCGUCAUCAUCAUCAUCCUCACGCUCAUCUUCCUGUGCAUGUGGAGCCGAAGAUGGAAGGCCCAGGACGCCAAGACGGAGGUCCUCGCCCGAGGCGCCGCCGCAGGAACGCUUUACGGGGGAGGGUUCGCCGUCAACGUGCAGAACAAGGGCAUGGCGAACACGGGUCCUGCGGGUCAGUACGGGGUCACGCUGGAGGACAGGAUGCGGUGGGCGCACAUCGCGGAGACGCUCACCAACCAGAACAUCUACGCGCCCCAGAGCUCAGAGCAGGGCGGCAGCAGCAGCAACGAGUACCUGGCCGCCGGCGCCGUCCCCGCCACGGUCAACACCAACCCGUUCUCUAUGUAUAACCGCGUCACUCGCGCCCUGUCCAACUCGACCCUCGGCCGCAGGAGCGAGGGCAUCCUGGGGCGCCUGAGGAAGCUGGUAGGAGGCGGUGGCUCCUCCGCCGCCAAGAAGAACGGCGCCGGCAUCCCCCCCUUCAUGAUGGCCGCGCAGCCGGGGACGCUCAACUUCCAGCAGCUGUUGGCUCUCCACGCCCAGCUCUCGGCUCAACCCGAGCAGCUGAGGGGCAUGGCCGGACCCUCCGCGUCGCAGACCAACACCACGACGCCGAGUAACCUGUACACGCAUCAGAGACAGAUGGCCGCGGCUUCAUCUUCGGGAUACGCAUCCUUGGGGACUCUGGGAUCGGCCGCGGCGGGUCAGUUCGGCCAGCAGUACGCACCCGAACAGUUCGGUCUGCACCAGCUCAAUCCUGUCAAUCUGAUGGCCACGAUGCAACACCAGCAACAGCAGCAGCAGAUGCACCAGCAGCAGCACCACCAGCAAAAGCAUUCUUACAUGAAUCAAAAACAGCAGCCGUUCGGAAGUCAGUCGGUCUACGGGCAGUUCGGACCCGCUUCGCUCAACACGCUUUCCCACGGAGGCGUUUCGCGCGCACCGACCCUCGGCGCCCGCACGCCCAUCCCCCUACACGAGGGCGUGGGAGGGGCCGCCACCAUAGGACCCAUGGGCGGAGCCAGCGUCGCCACCACGGCGGGGAUGGGCGGCAUGGAGAGCUCCGAGGACGAACUCGAUCGGCCGUACCAGCUGCCGAGGCCGAAGUCCCGAGGAUCUCUUGGGGAGUCCAGCGACAUAUACUAUGAACCAGACGACCUUUUACGGACCAUAGGACCUCCUGACAGACCUCCUCCUCCUGUCCCGACCUCGUACCACCCACAGACUUACAAUUUCUCGUUCUUACACUGACUUAGAGAACCCGAGAGACUGGUGUACUAGUCUGUUUGAAUAUGACGACUGCUGUUUUUUUAAUUAUGGUUAUUAUUGUUAUCACUGCUGGGUAUUUAUCUGUUUGUGCUAUUUGUCUGAGGAGGAAAGCUCCUGGAUUUUAUACCAUUUGCUUUGAUAAUUCUUUUUAUGAUUUUUUUUUUGUGGGAUUUUGUUAUGGUGUCAAAACUGGUUUGACAUAGUUCUUGAUUUUUUUAGAGUAAUUACUCCAUGUCUACCUUUGUGCUUAUACUGAAAAGCACCAUACCCAAAUGACCUCAUAUGACUUACCUUUGACCCAGUGGACAGUUGUUCGAGUUCAGUGGCGAUAAUACAAGCACAAUGACAAUGACAAUUAAUCUGUUAUGUAUUAGGUACCAGACAUUUUGCUAGCAGACGAGACUCACCCUUACCCCCUUCCUCCUUAAACGAAAUAGGGAGGGGGUAACGACCUCUAUAACCACAUAACAAAAACCAUACGAUCGACCUAGCAAUUCUUCAGCACGUCUGUCUGCCAAGUUGUCUGUGUACUGCUCGUCUGGAGCUCCUGAUAGAUUUAUUUUUUCUGUUUUAAUCGAUUUAUGAUUUGCUGUUGCUAUAAGGGAAGAACUUCUGCACACAACCUGAAUGAAAAGCUAGAAAGAAAUGAAGGACAGUGUGCCUAAGGAACAGAUUUCAGUUGUUCUGAAAGCAAUACAACCAAACUGUUGGUUCUGUGAUACUAACGAUACUUCCAUAUACGAAUAGGCAUCGGGAAAUCAACUUUUUUUUAUAUAUUAGGUUUUCUGAGUACUCACGAUACCCCAGUGAUGUGCCACGACGAUUCGAACGAGCGGCCUUCUUGUCACUCCAGCCAACGACUGUGAAAAACGACCGAGUGAAAAGAAGACGACAAGAAAAACACGUUAAAUUGCAUCUUCAUGUGAUCACAUUUUUUCUUUGGUUUUGUUAUCAUUUAUACUCACCGAUAUUAUUAUGCUGAUAUUAUUAUCACACUAAGCUUUAAAGUCUGAUGUAGACCAAGCUUAGCAGAUUUAUGAUAUUUAAAGCGUCAAGUGGAUGUCUCUAUUUAUGUUACAUGUAUGUUUUAGUCUCUUGCUCUAUUUAUCUAUGUAUUUAUUUAUGUACAUAAAUGUUUUAGUCCUAAUGAUGCUCAUUUUUCUUUUUAACCGAUAAUUCCCCUUUGUCAUAAAAAAUGUGAGUCUUAUAAGUUAUCUUUCAUCUUGUUGACAACUGUUGACGAUCUGAAGCCAAAAUCAUUCAGUUUAAAUAUCUGAUGAAAUGAACAAACCAAAACAGUAUUAUAUUUGACUCGCAUGGCAGGGCUGUGUGUUUGGACAGAGCGCUUACCUGUUUUAUUGAUAGAUAUUGUUACAAUUGGCUGUUUUCAUGUUGCAUCCCAUGCUGUCUCCUUUGAUACAAAGGCAGUCAUUCUGUUUUGGAAUAGGAGGACCUUCACUGUGCUCCGUGCUGGAUGCGUGUAUAUCCAUACAGACAUACAAUUGUGUAGGUAUAUGUGUACCUAUAUUUUAUAUAUGUAUUUGUUACUUGUAAAAUACUAUGUACUUAGUUUCCCACCCUCCCUCCCUGUCGAUACACAAGAUACGUACACCCUUUCUGUACCCAAAAAUAAUAAAAAUAAAAAGAUAAAGAUCACCUUUCCCAAUACGAGCACAAAAUUAAAGAUAUUUCUUUUAAUGAAGUCAUAAUAGUUUGGCAUUUGACGUCGAAGCUGAAUGACAGACGCUCGUGUUUCGAUAUCGUCUACGGUGUACCAUCUAAGACCUCCCGUUAGGUCUCGUUGGUAUGCAUAUAUAGUCUAUGGACUUGCCAGUGAUAUGUAAUAAUACACAAAAAUGGUUCUU
This is a messenger RNA of Penaeus vannamei (Pacific white shrimp), 4282 nucleotides long. The record is from RefSeq and is a predicted model, not a curated record. NCBI's taxonomy places the organism in Eukaryota, Metazoa, Arthropoda, Malacostraca, Decapoda, Penaeidae.